AUCCAUUAAAAGAUGCGUAAGAUGUGAUGUUGAGCGAAUGAAUCGGGAAAGCGGAUGUCAUGUUGGCCAUGUCACUCUUCGAUGGGAGAGGAAUUUCCGUUGUAAUAAGUCGCCUUUUGCCUUUUUUUUAUCAAGCCUAAAGCUUACCGAAGUUCAUCCCUACGGAGAAUGGAAACGUUUGCUGUUGUUCCAAAUCGUCCGACAUAAACAUUUGAAUAAUCCAAGAAAAAAGCGAGUACAACAACUCAGGCUUUAGGGUCCCAAGUCCAACGUGUGAAGUGUAUAUAAAUAAUAGGUGCAAAAAACCAAAAUGUAAUAUCUUGUGCUUUCUCCAAGACCUGGGUUGGACUCAAACAAAAGUGAACCAUCACAUGGAGGCCCAAACACAACAAGAAUUCCCGUUCCUAUUGAACAUAACGGGGCUACAAUCACAGAUCCCAAAAAACAUGAUAUUUUUUGACUACUUCCCGUGCUGUCAGCCCAAGGCCAGUGGGUUUCUGGUGGCCUUUCUCAUGGCCAUUUUAUCCAUAUCAUUGAUCAUCGUCAGUGGCCUUGAUUUGAACCGGGGCUCAAGUUCUGCCGUGUUCCACCAAAAAUCUUUAGUGAUAGCGGCCUUGGUGUUUGGGAUCAUGGGAUUAUUAUCUUGUGUGGAUCUGGUGGUGGGUCUCAUGGUGCAGAAGCGAUGGCUCCUGGUUCCAUUUCUUGUCACAUUUGGCAUCAUGUGGGUGACUACUUUGGCUUUUGCCUUCAAGUUUUUGAUUCAAGUUGGAAUGCCCACUUCCGAGGAAGUCUCGAAAAGUUCGAGAUUUUACACACCAUGGACCAUCAUUGUGACGGGGAUCCUGUUGUAUCAAUGGGCUGUGGUGGUGGAUUUGUUCAAUCGGUUGCAUCCGCAAGUUCUCAAGGAGGAAGAAGAACUGAGACGAACCACGGCUCAACCACCUUCGUAGCCACCUUUGUAGCCGCUUUCCACUCCAUCACUCCUGAAGAGCAAUCCAUUUAUUAUGGCCUUUUGAUAUUCCAAGUGAUAUUAAACUACUACGUACUUUGCUUGCCUUUCUGAUCUAUCGAUCAAUUUCUUGAUUAUGAUAAAGGAUAGUGAAGUGGUUUGUUUCACUUAACCAUGUUGGCUUUAUUGACGGCCACUUGUCUGAUCAACCAACCCAUUUUGAGA
This is a messenger RNA of Tigriopus californicus, 1174 nucleotides long. RefSeq lists its product as uncharacterized. The transcript has 3 exons. Lineage: Eukaryota; Metazoa; Arthropoda; Copepoda; Harpacticoida; Harpacticidae. The coding region runs from base 372 to 950 and encodes 192 amino acids. The record is from RefSeq and is a predicted model, not a curated record.